AUGGCUUUUGAGCUCGUUACACUGAGGAUGUUCCGUGGAGGUCAGUUACAACAAUAUCCUAUCAACUACGAAGGUGGUAUUAUGACAGAGUACUUUGAUAUUGAUAGAUUUUCGUAUUUUAAGUUUGUAGACUAUGUGAAAGAAAAUAUGUAUAAUUGUGAAACAUGUAACAUUUAUGUGAGACCACCUAAUUCUAGCACUUUGGUAAAAAUUUUAACUGAUAGGGAUAUUAUGGGUAUUGUGCCUCUAUUAAAAAAUAGGAAUAUAUUUGAAGUGUAUGUGUCCCACUCUGUUGAUGAAGCAUUAGUGGUCCCUCCAGCUAUUGAAUAUGUAAGCCAUGUGUGUGGGGAAUCUAGUGUGUCUUUUGAUAAAGGGAUAGAUCAAAGUGUUGGGGGCAACGAAGGUGUAGGGUUUGAAGAACCACAAAAUAGUAUCCCUGCUACUGAUAAUGUGCCUGGUGGGGAUGAGGGUGAUCCUUCUAAUCUUGAUGAUACUCCAUUAGUUGAAACUGAUGUAAAAAGCAGUGACCAUAGUACAUAUUCAGAAAUUGAAGAGCUAUUUGAGGAAGGGGAAGAAGAAUAUGGUAGUGAUGUUGAUGAGGAGUAUAGGAAUUUAAUAGAAGAGCGGAAAAAUGGUAAGAUUGCUGGAUAUGAGCCAUACUAUUCCUCAGAUAAAGCUGAUAGUUUUGAAACAGAUCCUGAUGAAACUACUUAUGAUGAAGGUGAAGAUGAAAGUGUUAGACAGUUUAGAGAAGCACUUACUGAGUAUACAGUUGAUGAACAUGUAGAGUUAGAUAAGUAUGUUAAUGCACCAACAAGGGUGAGGGUAAAGUGGUGUGCUGGCUGUCCAUGGCUCUUGUUUGCUAGUUAUGAUUCUAGGACAAACGAUUUUAUAGUGAAGAACUAUAAUCCACUUCACAAGUGCAAUGGGACUAUUAAGAACAAAUUGUGCAACUCAAAGUACUUGGCAGAAAGAUACAAGGACAGAAUAAUUUCUGAACCAAAUAUUAGAAUCUUUAAGUUCCGGGAGUUAGUUCAAAAGGAGUUAGAAGUGUAUAUUGGAAGGACUGUUGCAAGGAAAACCAAGAAUAUUGCAUUAACACAGAUUAUGGGAGACCAUGUUAAGGAGUUUGGUAGAAUUCUGGACUAUAGAGAUGAGCUGCUAAGGACUAAUCCAGGCAGCACAUAUAUUGCCUUCCUUGAUGGUUGUAGGAGGUAUAUUGGGUUUGAUGGUUGUUUUUUGAAAGGUGUAUGUAAAGGGCAAUUACUUGUGGCUGUUUGUAAGGAUGAGAAUAAUUACAUGUUGCCAUUAGCUUGGGCAGUAGUUGAAGUUGAAAACACAUUUAAUUGGAGAUGGUUUGUGAACCUUUUAAAGAAUGAUCUUGAGCUUGGAGAUGGGACAGAGUUGACUGUUAUUACAGACAUGCAGAAUGUACUUGACAAAACAAUCAGUGAGAUCCUCCCACAGGCAGAACAUAGGAUGUGUGCCAUGCACAUCCUAGCAAACUGGUCAAAAAAAUGGAGAGGCAUUGAGAGAAGGAACUGUUUUUGGAGAUGUGUUAGGUCAACUUAUGAACAAGAGUUAAAAAACAAUCUUGAUCACAUGGAGAAACUAGGAGAUAAAAUAGUUGAAGACCUGCAAUACUAUAACAAAGAGAGGUGGUGCAAGGUGUAUUUCAAGUAUUUCAGCAAUCGUGAUAGUGUUGACAACAAUAUGGCUAAAAUUUUCAAUUCUUGGAUAUUGGGACCAAGGCACAAGACAAUCAUCACAAUUCUUGAAUAG
Nicotiana tabacum (common tobacco) is the source of this 1782-nucleotide messenger RNA. The record is from RefSeq and is a predicted model, not a curated record. Lineage: Eukaryota; Viridiplantae; Streptophyta; Magnoliopsida; Solanales; Solanaceae.